Rhopilema esculentum is the source of this 6326-nucleotide messenger RNA. Its product is annotated as protein MON2 homolog. The record is from RefSeq and is a predicted model, not a curated record. NCBI's taxonomy places the organism in Eukaryota, Metazoa, Cnidaria, Scyphozoa, Rhizostomeae, Rhizostomatidae.
GGUUUCUGAAUGUGAAACUUUCAUGCAUGGUUCUUGAAAUCGCAACCUAAAGGUUCUUGCAUGUCAAGAUGCUUGGACAAAUGCCCUACUUGCCAACAUUUCAGUUUCUUGUUUUCUUCUGUACAGCACAACGAGGCUGAAUACACGUCUAAAAGCAAUACGCAUGCCCACAGCGGAUUCAACAUGGUGGUGCGAGUCGAAUGUGGAAAAAAGGAAUAGGCAAGGAGUAAUCUGCGAUGUUAAAGUAUUCCUUGCACUUAGAGGAUAUACCAUGUAACAGCCCAUUCAUAGAUGCUGGAAGAUAUGAGGAUAGGUUAUGACGAGCUUUUUGUUGUUGGAUGUUUUGUGUAAUACAAUUUCAAAUAUCACACAACCGUGUUGAGUUUGCCAACAAUAAUAUUGGUUGCCAACAGAACACAGCUCAGGGGCCUUGAAUGAAACGUAAAUUAACCAUUUCACGUAAUUAUUAAACCAAAAUGUGAACAAAUAUCGUUGGUAUUGAAAUCAGACAGACCUCUUCAUCUACAACCCCCGGAUUUUCAGAAUUGAACUCGUCGCUGAUUUUUGCACUCAAAUAUUUUCCUGCUGCAAAGACGUUGCAUGGAAGAAAAUAUAUAUAUGUAUGGUAUAAUAUACUUUUUGAUCGAUAAUAAAAAUGGAUCAAGAACUUCAAGCUAAACGUUUUGUUGAAACUUUGAUGUCAGACUUCAAACUUAUACACAACGAAUCGAAGAAAAAGUUCCCAGCAGUUAAAGAGGCCAUAGAAGGGGGCAUUCUACGUUUGCGUAUGGUCUCAAGCCAACAUGUCAACGUUUACAAAGUCUUGUCCGAAAGCAAUGAUAUUUUUCGCCCUCUGUUGCUUGCAUGCGAUACAAAGACACCAAAGAUUGCUUCUACAGCAUUGACUUCAAUCCAAAGACUGGCAUCCAGCAGUGCAAUUGGAGAGGGAUAUGCUCCAAGUAUUGUCAAUCAAUUGUGGGAGCUGUCAAAUGCAGGAGUUGAAGAACUUAGAGUGUUGCAGACAAUUUUGAUUUUAAUCACAACUUCUCCUGCAGUUCAGAAGGAUUCUCUUGCAAAAACAGUGGUUAUUUGUUUUCACCUGUACUUCAGCUCUGAUUCAACGAUUAGCAGUACAGCUGCUGCAACAAUAAGGCAAAGCAUAGCGGUGAUUUUGGACAGGAUGGUUGAAGAAGAUAAAAUUGUCAAAGAUAGUCCUGCAGAGGUUGGUGCAGCAUAUCACAGCAAGUGUCCCAGAACUCUGUAUCCACAAGCUCAAGACGCAUACCUGCUUUUCCAGGAUUUAUGUCAAAUUACAAGCGGCGACUCUCCAUACUGGCUAGUUGGAAUCAAGGAAAUGACUCGAACAUUUGGCUUGGAGUUGUUAGAAUCCGUCCUUAAACAUUACCCAAAUGCUUUCCUUCAGCAUCCAGAAUUCUGUUACCUUUUGAAAGAAAGGGUCUGCCCGUUAAUAAUCAAGCUGUUCUCACCAAACAUCAAAUUCAAACAGGGUGGCACAGGCCAGGCAACAGUGGUGGAAAAACCUGUUUUUCCUGUUUCAAUGAGGCUUUUGCGAAUCGUUUCUAUACUAAUCAAACAGUUUUAUACACUUUUGGUUACUGAAUGCGAAAUUUUUCUUUCACUCUUGGUGAAAUUCCUCGACGCGGACAAACCAUUUUGGCAACGUGCAUUGGCGCUAGAAGUCCUUCAUUCUCUUUGCGUACAGCCACAGCUGUUGAGAUCCUUUUGUCAAUUUUACGACUUACAAGAACAUUCUACCAAAGUUUUCCACGAAAUCUGUCUCGCUUUGGAAAUCUUCAUUCAAUCAAUGUUCAGCAAAGAGGCAGCAAAUCUCACAGCCAGCUCACUGAUGUCUACCCAGCAGUCAUCAACCAAUCAAAAUACAGCAUUUCAUUCUUCUUCUAACACAUCAGACAAGAUGACGCAGCAACCUGGCUUCUCUUACAAAGGAGUCUGGAUCCCAAUUGGCAGUAUUCCUCCAUCGGGAAUUUCUAAACCUGUGUACUUGGAACAACUCGAUUUCAAAGGAGAUAUAGCUGCUGUUUCGGAGACCUACGCCAUGUCAAUAUCUGUCGCGUGUGCACUUGAAAUAGCGCGGGCGAUUGAUGUGUUAGUCCAUUCGUCUGGCAACAAACGACCCAGCAAAAGUUUCAUUGAAUCUUGUAAAGACCCUGGUCCCGACAGCAAAGAUAAGACUGGAGUGGGAUCUGAAGCUAUGAAAGACAGGGAUGACGUUUCUAUCCAGUCAAAUGAUGAAGAAAACAUUGUGUGGAAAGAGAUGGUAAAAUCUUCUUGGGAUAGUCUUCAGUCGACGUUGCAGUUGCUACUAGAGGCAAGCAUUGAUGAAACUAUCACAGAAAAUAUUCUCAAGGCUAUUCAAACAUACGCCAGUGUCAGUGGUCAGUUAAGUUUCACAUCAACCAGAGAUUCUUUUGUCUCUUGUCUCUGCAAAUCAGCCAUACCUGCGAGUUACCUAAUGAGUGUGAUGUCGUCAUCGAAAUUAGAUGCUGGCUCCAACCAGCAUUCGUCGCAUGCAGCUAUGUCGAGCUCGGCCUCAUCACAAACACUAUCUAACCACUCGACCAGUUCAGGGAUUGGAGUUUCUGCAAAUGGAAACAGAGAGCUGACUGCAAAGAACAUUCAAUGCAUGCGUGCUAUUUUGAGCCUUGCUCAUUGUCAUGGUGACGUACUUGGCACAGCAUGGUACAUGGUACUUCAAACCCUGCAGCAUCUCACUGUGAUUCUUGGCUUGAAAUUUUCGGCCAGUGGCUCACUAAAAGGGAUCCAAGCCAAUGAUCUUCCAUCACUGGUUAUGUCACAAUCAUUGAUGUCAGAACUACCAGUUUUAUCUGCUAUGUUAUCAAGAUUAUUCGAAAGCACAAAAUUUCUGGAUGAUGUUGCACUCCACCAUUUGGUCAACGCACUGUGUCGUCUGUCGUCUGAAGAAAUGGAACAUGCAUCUAAUAACAAGGACCCCUGCUUGUUUCCAGUGGCAAAGUUGCAAGAAACGCAAAUGGUUAAUUUGUCUCGAUUAAAAGUCCUUUGGAAGCCCCUCACUGCCCAUUUGCUUGAGGUAUCUCAACACACGCAUAGUAGAUUACGCGAAUGGGGUGCAGAUGCCCUGACUGGAUUGGUCAGAUCUGCAAUGACGUUCGAUUUUGAAAUGCCAAUCAAUGGAGACCUGGCUCUUCAACAGUUGAUAUUGCACCCGCUACAAGAGAUGGCAAAUAUCUCAUACACAGAUGUUAGGCAGCAGCAAUACGAGUGUGUUUUACAGUUACUGCAUGACAGUGCGCCAAACCUUGGUCCAGCAUGGCCUUUGAUGCUUCACAUAAUUGGGCUCGCUACAAACCAACAGAAUGAGACGAUAAUUAGACAAGGUUUCCAGAGUUUGCAACUUGUUGUGACGGACUAUUUACCCAUAAUGCCUUGUUGGUGUUUACAAAUUUUGAUCGAUGUUGUUGGGCAGUUUGGCCUCCAACCACAGGAGAUUAACAUCAGUUUGACUGCAGUUGGAUUACUGUGGAAUUUAUCAGAUUUCUUCUACCAAAACCGCACAGCGUUGAAACUGGAUUUAGCCAAUGCUUAUAAACAACACAACGAGUCUGAUGCAUCUGAUGAUGAAAAGGGAAUAUUAGCAAGUUUAAUACCAAGUCUACUUGACAAGACGACAACGCCGUUUGAUUCGCUAUGGAUGUGUCUGUUUAGCAAAUUGGGAGAUUUAUGCGUCGACCCGCGGCCAGCUGUGCGCAAAAGCGCGGGACAAACUUUAUUUUCAACGAUAAGCGCGCACGGUGGAUUACUUGAAAAUAGAACGUGGUACUCGGUGUUAUGGAAGGUACUGUUUCCUUUAUUGGAAAAAGUCAAGACUAUGUCGUCCACCGCUGCUGACGUUCCGCCUCCUAGUGAUGCUGCCUCGAAACCGGGUAACAUACUCAUUCAUCACUCGCGGGAUACUGCAGAAAAACAGUGGGCUGAAACGCGGGUUCUUACUCUCGCUGGCGUGUCUAGAGUAUUCAGCACGCGUAAAAAGAUGUUAAAGCAGCUGGACGAGUAUCCGCGUGCGUGGGCCUUGCUUCUUGAAAUGAUCGAAGCAGGAGCUCUUAGUAGGAACAACGAAGUAGCAUUAAACAGCUUGAAAAGUUUUCAGGAUAUUGCCCAUGAACAGGAACAGGCAGAGGAAAAACCACAGAAACAAACAAACCCUAAAAAAUCGAUUCUUUCCACACUUAAAAUCAAAACACUGCGAUUUCUAGAUACGGAUGACGAGGAUCAGGAUCUCUGGAUUCAAGCUUGGCGAGUCUGGCUGAGUAUAGGCCACAUAUCAAUGUCGGCUGGACAUAUUGUAUAUAAGACAAAAGACGAGUCAGGGAAUAUCAUUACAGAGACAAGAUAUCCAAAACAAGACUAUCUCACUGCGCUUCUGUGCGUUUUCCCGUCGCUGCUUGGGCGGAUUUAUAAGCGUUUUGGCAUGGGCGAUGUACAGCGGUUAUGUGAAGUUGUUCGUCGUGCUGUCGCUAUUCCUAUCCAUACGUCAUCUUCGCCAUUUUUAGUGCCAUCUUUUAAUGAGAACUGCCUGUCUUCGCUACAGCAAAUAGUUAUUUUUUCAUUGAAUGCUCUUAGAGAGCCUGUCACUCAAUUUGAUAACAAAUCAAUUCUAGAAAGCAGUAGCAAAUCGAUGUAUCCGGUAUUGUUUGAAACAUUGCUAGCUUUCGUUGAGUACAGUUGUUGUCCGCCGAAAAUUGAACCGGAGCCGAUUCCGAUCCGGAAUGUUAAAGACAAUAGGUCAUUGAAAAACAAACAGGGUGGUUGGUCUGUGAUGAACUAUGUUCCGUUCUCGGAGGAGAGUUUGAGAAUAAUUGUCGAUCUUUAUGAAGUUUCGCAUAAGGAAGAGGCGGUAAUCGAAGCGAGGGUACUUGAAGAGUUUAUCAAGGUUGUCCGUCUGCCUUUGAAGCUGAAGUACGCAUGCCCUUCACAGUCCACGUGGAACCUUGCUGUCGAAUCCUUCAUGAAAAUGAUUCGACUUGGAUUACCUGUACAUUUACAGUCUGAUAAUAAAGAAAGGAAUGAUUCCUCGUUAUGGAAGAAUCUUGCUGAUGCUUUAGAAGACUUUCUGUUUUCAAACAGCCCACCACCAGAGGGUCAUACUUUUGACCAACAUAAAGCCGAUGAGCAGCUUGAUAUAACUGUGGUGACGCUUAUUCGCGAUGAGAUCCUCGCGCAUGCUAACUCACUGCCAAAGGAAUUUAUCGACAGAUUAAUGAAAUUGCUUAACCGCGGCUCCAUACAUUCUGCUGCAUCAGGAAGCUUCGACGUUCUCUUUCCUUUUCUGCUAGGAGAUUCCUUGGUUUUUCCUGUUCGAGAGGAUUUCGCCAAGAUUUGUUUUCAGGCACUGCUGCAGUACUCAUUUGUGUCACAAAAAGAAGAAAGCACUUCGGGCUCAAUUUCAAAACUUGCCCUUUGCUCCUUGGUCCAAAGAUGCAAAGAUGUACUGUCCAAAUUCACCGAAGAUGAACGACUACAAGGCCAGUUCCCGCUUCCUAGGGCAAGAAUGGCUGAAAUGUCUUUCGCUAUCAAGGCAGUUAGCACGUUGAUGACGUCAUUGAAGAGAGCCAAUCAAAAUAUGCCGGAUGCAAUUGAAAGAAGCAUGUGGGAGGAAGUGAUCGCAAUAUACCCAACUCUACUCGACUGUGUGACCUGCAAUUCUACAGACGUGAGGUAUGCUUUAAAGGACGCUCUGAAGGAAUUUUCUGAUCUUUUGGCAGUUCCACGCAAGGUACUAGAACAAGACGAAUCCAGUAAUGCACAAGUGAAUAGUACCCAACCCAAUGAAUCUCAGCAGAAUAAUAGCGAAAAUAUAGCCUACAAUUAAUGUUAUUAAAUUUUAACGAGAAUUUCUCUGAGUAAACGUAUUAAUCAUGUAAUAGGAAAUUGUUUUAUUAUUGGCCUAAUAUAUACAGGUUUCAAAUUAUUGUUGUAAAGAGGCGCUCUAUCGUAUUGGCCUGGGCCUAAGACUCCUGCCAGAGUAGGUAGUUCUGAAGGCCCAUAUAAGCAUCGUUGUUAUGCAUUUAGGGGAGAGGGGGGGGGGGGGUCCUAGUCAACCACACGAAUAACUGGUGCGCUCAACGGGUUAUCGAGUGAAGACAUAUUUAUAUUGUUAAAAGUAAUAUCUUUAGAUAGUUUCUUUUUUGCUUUCUGAUUUUUAAAUGUCAAAAGAGAACUUAGGAGAGAAGAGGAACCAAAGCUUCCUCUUCCCAUUGCAUCUAUGGGAAUUAUAGAUUGACGUGUUUUCUGUCAAUCUCAACGCA